Messenger RNA from Durotheca rogersii, 1047 nucleotides. RefSeq lists its product as uncharacterized. Lineage: Eukaryota; Fungi; Ascomycota; Sordariomycetes; Xylariales; Xylariaceae. Gene Ontology annotation, molecular function: oxidoreductase activity, acting on the CH-CH group of donors, NAD or NADP as acceptor. Bases 1 to 1047 code for a protein of 348 amino acids. The transcript has a single exon. The record is from RefSeq and is a predicted model, not a curated record.
AUGGUCGCCAACAAGACCCUCGUCUUCAAAAAGAUCCCGACCUCGCAGCCGGUGCCGGGCGAGCACCUGGCGAUCGAAGAGCGAGAGAUCGACCUAGCCGCGGUGCCGGCGGGCGGGCUGGUAGUCGAGGUGCUCUCGGUGUCGCUGGACCCGUAUCUGCGAUUCAGACUGCGCGACCCGGCGGAGCCGUCGAUCCAGCCGGCGUUCGCAGUCGGCGCGGCGGUGGAGAAUGACGCGGUGGCGCGCGUGCUAGCGUCGGACGACGCGCGCUUCCGCGCCGGCGACGUGGUCGGCGCGCCGCUGCCGGUGGCGCAGUUCGCCGCCGUGAGCGCCGCGCAGCUCGGCCGCGUCGCCGUGCUCGCGAACCCGCACGCGCUGCCCGCCGAGUACUUCCUCGGCCCGCUGGGCAUGCCGGGGCUGACGGCGUUCUCGUCGCUGUACGAGAUCGGGCGGCCGCGCGCCGGCGAGACGCUGUUCGUCAGCUCCGCCGCCGGCGCCGUCGGGUCCAUGGUCGGGCAGCUGGCGAAGCGCGAGGGCAUGACGGUGAUCGGGUCCGUCGGGUCCGACGCGAAGGCCGCGUUCGUCACGCGCGAGCUCGGCUUCGACGCGGCGUUCAACUACAAGCGCGAGGCGCCGGCGGCGGCGCUCGCGCGGCUCGCGCCCGGCGGCAUCGACGUGUACUACGAGAACGUCGGCGGGGCGCACCUCGAGGCCGCGCUCGCCCACCUCAAGACCCACGGCCGCGUUGUCGUCUCUGGCAUGAUCCAGGACUACAACCGCCCGCUCGAGCAGCGCGCCGGCGUCCGCAACCUCGUCGAGUUCCUCUUCAAGCGCCUCUCCAUGCGCGGCUUCUUCGUCUCCGACCCGGACUUCGGCCCCGCCUACGCCGCCCGCCACCAGCGCGACGUCCAGGCCUGGCUCGCCGACGGCAGCCUGCGCGCCCGCCUGCACGUCACGACCGGCAUCGACCGCGCCGCCGAGGCGUUUGUCGAGCUGUUUGAGGGGAAGAACUUUGGCAAGGCCGUCCUGAGGAUCAAGGAGGAGUGA